AUGGCCUUCGUCGACAGCCCUUUAUUAAAUGAAAUCAAAACCGGUAUCCGCCUCCGUCCCACGAAAACCAUCGACAAGUCGGCGCCGGUGAUUCUGGUGGAUGGCGAAAAGUAUAAUAGAAUUGAACCCGAGCCAAGCCCGCAGAAACCGCAGGCCGACUUCGCCUUCCGCGAGGAUGACCUCUACGUGACUGGGGAGAAGCUGCAGCGGGAGAUCCCAGCCGGAAAAGCCGCGCUGGCCCGGGCGAUGUUCGACUCGACAGACCAAACCUCACCCCCAUCACCGCUCAAUGAAGCACAGCGGAAAUACAGCCUGAACAGCUACCUCAGACCUGAUGCAAGACCCGCUGGUGCGCCACCGGAUGCCAGCUUUGAUGAGGCGGCGCUGAAGGUAACCUCCGACACGCUGAAACGUGAAAUCCCCGCCGGGACAGCGGCGAGUAAAAUUUCGCGAUUUGCCAAUGGCGAAAUCGGGCAGACAAACAGUUUGCCGAGGAUACGCUUCAAACCUGGUCAGCUUCGUACCCCGUUCCAUGAGAGCGACACGAAUCUGGCAAAGGAGGAACCGAGCUCGGGAUACGGUACUUUGCCCAGGACCAAGAGUCCAUCAGCCCAAUUUCUGGCCCAACAACAGCGCCCAGCCCGCGCGCCAACGAUGGAGGAGGAAAGAUCACGCCCUCCCCCCGCCCGUUCCGCCAGCCAACAGUCGACACCGCAAUUUGCGAGAAAUCUCUUCGACAGCCGUGCAUCACCAUCUCCACCGCCACCUAGCCAGUAUCAAGCACCGCCACGACGACUACUCGACAGUCCUAUGCAUCAGAAACAAACUGCUGCGGAACCCCAACGCGUCGACGUUCGUCCCCCACCACCCCAGAGGAGCGCCUCGGUGGCGCAGUUCCAAUUUUCGAGGGAGGAGCCGACCAAGCAAACUUUCGAAACCCGGACCCCUGUCCCGACCUCUUCCGGACCUUCCCGGAAACCGUACGAGCCGGUGUACGCGGAUGCGUACGACAGGGCGGCCGCCCCUUGGAAGGCGCCCACCAGGGCCGCCUUGGUGACCCCAGAAAUGGCCUUGGGGACGACUACGCAACACUCCGCCCCAAGACAACAGCCGCCACAACAUCCGCAACAAGUACGGCAGCAGCAGCAUACGUACACGGCCAGCCCUGCCUGCCCAGUAUCACCGGCCGCUACUAGCCAGGUCCCGGCACGUACCCCGGUGGCUACCGUAGUCCCGGGACCGAAUAUUCGGGCGGCAGAAUGGGUGGCCGUCCCCUCGGCCACUACACCGACCACCACCGCCUCGCCCCUCGUCUACACCGUUCAAAAUGGGCAGCCAAGGCUCGCUAGGCCGGCUCAAGUCAGCCAAACGUCACCGCGAUCUCGAUCCACCAGUCGUCCAUCGUGGAGAGAUCAGCAGAGUAUCCCGGCAAGCUAUACCUACUCUCCGGCUCCAUCCUCUUCCUAUACCUACAAUCAACCGCCUCAGCCGGUCGCCACGAGUGUUACGGCCUCAAACUACACCCCGUUCAACUUCCAAAAUACCGUCCGUCAGCCGAGAAUUUCGAAUGUCCGGAGCAACAGUGAGAUGUCACGCCCGAUGAUCGUUCGCACGGAUUUGAUCCCGAGCUCACCGCUUCAUUCGGUUGAACCUUCACCAGUCUCUCCGCUCCGCCCGCUCGAGGUCCGCGACGCACAUACGAGCCCGAUGAGCGGCCAAAACUUGGCCCGGAAUCCGUUGGCUCAGAAUGGAAACCAUCAGAAUGGGCACAUCAAUAGACAAACGGAUCGGAGGCCAUCGACCACCACCACCGGAACGAUUAACAUGAGAGCACCGAAUGGAGCUCGAGCCUCAUCUCCCGAGUCCUCGAUGUCCUCCUCCCAACAAUCGCCAUCCUCGUUGAGUCCAGGCAGCACAUCGCCACCCCCACUCCGCCAUCAACACCAUCAUGUACAUCAUCAUGACAAUGGACAGCAGCAGAAGAGGGCCCAGAAUACCCCUCAGCGGAUGAUUGCCGUCCCGAUUUCGGCUUCAUGGCAGAACGGAAAUGCUCAUCAUCGCGUCAUUUCACCGCAGGACCUGUGCCACAUGAGCCCCGGGGCGAUGCGCGAGCAGUUCCGGUUCAACAUCGACCUCUCCAACGACGGAACCCCGAUCACCAUCUCCAGGCGC
This is a messenger RNA of Mesorhabditis spiculigera, 2172 nucleotides long. Lineage: Eukaryota; Metazoa; Nematoda; Chromadorea; Rhabditida; Rhabditidae. The record is from the annotation of a GenBank genome assembly.